AUGUACAGAUAUCAACCCUAUGGCAGCUUACUGUACACUGGAGACAGCUGUGCUUAACAAUGUUCACCUUCAGCCAGUCAUUACUGACUUGGUCAAAGGACUGUCUCCAAGAUUAAAUGGGAAGGUUGAUCUACUGCUGUUUAAUCCACCGUAUGUGGUAACACCUUCUGAAGAGGUGGAAAGCCAUGGAAUAGAGGCAUCCUGGGCUGGUGGCAAAAAUGGCAGAGAAGUCAUGGAUAGAGUUUUUCCUUUAGUUCCAGACCUACUUUCACCAGGAGGAUUAUUCUACUUGGUCACAAUUAAAGCAAAUAAUCCAGAUGAAAUUCUGGAAGCAAUGAAGAAAGAUGGCUUAGAAGGCACACGAGUACUCUCCAGGCAAGCAGGACAAGAGAUGCUUACUAUCCUCAGAUUUAGGAAGUCUUGAUAAUUGCUCUUUUCCGGAUACUAGGCAUGUGGAAAGUUGAACAGAAGAGUACUGAAGUUGUCAAAUCAAUUUUUAAGCCAAGA
This is a messenger RNA of Apaloderma vittatum (bar-tailed trogon), 507 nucleotides long. RefSeq names its product N-6 adenine-specific DNA methyltransferase 1 (putative) (gene HEMK2). The record is from RefSeq and is a predicted model, not a curated record. The transcript is spliced from 4 exons. Lineage: Eukaryota; Metazoa; Chordata; Aves; Trogoniformes; Trogonidae. Gene Ontology annotation, cellular component: eRF1 methyltransferase complex. Gene Ontology annotation, molecular function: S-adenosylmethionine-dependent methyltransferase activity; nucleic acid binding; protein methyltransferase activity. The annotation marks the transcript as partial. Gene Ontology annotation, biological process: methylation.